Molecule: messenger RNA, 2079 nt
Organism: Talaromyces stipitatus ATCC 10500
Lineage: Eukaryota; Fungi; Ascomycota; Eurotiomycetes; Eurotiales; Trichocomaceae
Product: cytochrome P450 oxidoreductase OrdA-like, putative
Exons: 7
Coding region: 283-1884 (533 amino acids)
Molecular function (GO): monooxygenase activity; oxidoreductase activity, acting on paired donors, with incorporation or reduction of molecular oxygen; iron ion binding
Source: RefSeq, a predicted model, not a curated record
AAGCGUACAAAUAUGAGUACCGUUGUCACAUUUCCUCACUCGAAUCUCUGAUCUCGACUCUCGGAGGGUUUGGUGCCAUUUCCCGAGUGCUUCCCCGCCCUUGAUCGACUGCUGUUAAAUGUGAAGAAUGUCGAUGAAGAUAUAUAAGUGCGUCUACCUAGACACGACUCAAUAAACCACCCAAAAAAAAACUUAAUUACGUUAGUUUCGGUCAGACGGUUUCCGUUUUACCAAAUCAGGGCGUGCCAGAGAUAGCAUCUUCUUCAGAUCCCACAUUUAAAGAUGGAUUUAAAGAUGGAUUUUGUAUCCGUCGGGCGCUUCAUGCUCUACAGCCUCAGCCUCUACUUUAUCUAUAAAAUUCUUGCCCAGUUCAAGCACAUUAGGCGGCCGCCACUUCCUCCCGGACCGACACCCAAGUUCUUGGUUGGGAAUCUAGGCGACCUCCCUCCACCAGGGCAGCCAGAAUGGAAGCAUUGGCUAAAGCACAAAGAUGCGUACGGAGGUAUCAGUUCUGUUACUAUCAUGGGUCAGACUUUGGUUAUUGUCCACGACAUUUGUUUGGCGUUUGAAUUGUUGGAAAAGCGCUCGGCGAAACAUUCCUCAAGACCAAAACAGGUUUUUGCGGGUGAAAUGAUGGGUUGGGAAAAUUCUCUAGGACUCUCUCCAUAUAACAAUCGGUUUCGAGCUCUUCGGAAAAACAUGACCAAAAUGUUAGGCUCGCCAACCUCGUCAGCACGCUUCAAUGGCCUCCAAGAGAAAGAGGCUGGACAUUUUCUUCUUCACAUAUUGGACGACCCGAACAACCUCACCGAGCAUAUCCGAAAGCAAGCAGGCUCAGUCAUCCUCAAAAUUGCUUAUGGGUACACAACAGAACCGCAUGGUAGAGAUCCGUUGGUGGAGUUGGCCGGCCAGGCCAUGGAUCAAUUUGCACGGGCUGGAGUUCCUGGUACAUGGCUAGUUGAUAUGCUUCCAUUUAUGAAGCAUUUGCCAGACUGGUUUCCUGGAGCUGGAUUCAAGAAGAUUGGUCGUUUGUGGGGAUCCACGUUGUCCGAGCUUACCGAAAGACCAUAUGCUUUCGUCAAGCAUCAGAUGGCCGAGGGUGUCAACGAACCGUCAUUCCUGUCUGACCUACUCCAGCAGCCAAUCUCAAACGCUGAUGAUUUAUUCACAGUGAAAUGUUCCGCCAUGUCCUUAUUCACCGCCGGGGCAGAUACUACCGUUUCCUCGUUGUCAUGCUUCUUCUUGGCCAUGAUUUUAUUUCCAGAAGCUCAGCAAAAAGCACAAGAAGAAAUCGAUCGGGUUGUAGGAACGAAUCGUCUUCCGGAGGUUGCAGACCGACCCAAUCUCCCGUAUAUUGAUGCAAUGGUGAAAGAGGUGCUUCGUUGGCAUCCUGUAGCACCAAUGUGUUUGCCACAUAUGACCACCGAAGAUGAUAUCUGCGAAGGUUACUUCAUUCCGAAGGGAUCAUAUAUCAUGCCUAACGUUUGGUAUUUCACGCAUGAUCCCGCUGUCUAUAAGAAUCCAAUGCAGUUCAAGCCAGAACGUUUCUUGGCCACCGACAAUCAAAUCCCCGAGCCUGACCCGCAUACACUAGUUUUCGGUUUCGGACGUCGGAUAUGCCCUGGCCGUUUGCUAGCUGAUACUGCUCUGUUCAUCAAUAUUGCACAAGCUCUGUCAGUUUUCAAGAUCGGAAAAGCAGUCGAAAAUGGCCAGGAAAUCGACCCAGUGGUAGAGUUUCUACCUGGUGUCGUAAGCCAUCCAGCACCCUUCAGGGCUUCAAUAAAAUCGCGCUCCUCACACCAUGAAGAUCUUAUCAGGGGUAUCGAAAGAGUACAUCCUUGGCAGCAGAGUGACUCGAAGUUAAUGCAAAACGUUGUCAUUUAGUUAAUCUCUAUCAUGGCCCGUCGAUCAUACUGGAAGAGACAGGAGGGUAUAUUCGAAGGUAUUAACCUAAUAAUUAGAUUGAUAGAUCACUUCUGUUAGGGAUUAAUGAGAGGCGUGAGAAUGUGGACUGCAACAAGUCUAUAUUAGUCUGAAUAACGCAAUUUGAAAUAUGUUUAGCGUCUGGACUGUUCUUCG